Molecule: messenger RNA, 680 nt
Organism: Eruca vesicaria subsp. sativa (arugula)
Lineage: Eukaryota; Viridiplantae; Streptophyta; Magnoliopsida; Brassicales; Brassicaceae
Source: the annotation of a GenBank genome assembly
CGUAGAUUAACCACAUCUGCUUACCAUCUCCUAAAAGCUUAAAUACUUUCCACAUCAAAAAAUCAAGAUGCAGGACGCAGCCAAGGUUUUUGACCGAGAGGAGAUGGAUAGCGCGGUCAAGAAUCUUCGGGAGGAGGAGAGGAUUCUUGUGCAGGAGGCAAAGGAUGAGGCGACGAAUAACCUAUUGGUUACGACAACAAUGAUGGAGAACCAAAUUAUAAGGGUUACGAGUGCUCACGAGAAGGAUAAGAUGGAAAUGAAGUCUGCGAUAAGUGAGAUAGAGAAAAUUCUUAAGGGAUUGAAGGAUGAGUUAAUAAAGCUAAUGAAUGAAGUGAACCGCAAGGCAAAAGAAGAGAUGGAGAAAAUGGUUAAAAUGAUUACAGAAGCCCAACGGAAGGAAAUGGAGAAAUUAUUAGAUGAUAUGGAAAGGAAGUUGCGUAAAGAAACUGAAGCGAAAAUUAGGAAAAUGACCCUAAUGUUUUUGUUUGUUCUGCUUCCUUUUAUCAUUAUAAUUAUGUGUGUACGUGCUUUCUAAGGCAAGUGGAGGCGCCAGCGGUGAAGGGUGCAUACAUUCUCUAAUCAACAUUCUAUGAGGGCUAUUGGCGUGAAGAGUGUUUGCUUUUGCUUCUGUUUCAGUUUCAUUUGCUUCUUGUUUUUGCAUUAUAAAUAUGUGGGUAUGU